Messenger RNA from Cetraspora pellucida, 1569 nucleotides. Lineage: Eukaryota; Fungi; Glomeromycota; Glomeromycetes; Diversisporales; Gigasporaceae. The record is from the annotation of a GenBank genome assembly.
AUGGUUAUUUUUAAAUCGAAAUAUCCUGAUGUUGAGAUUCCUUGUGAUGUUGGGAUUUACCAGUUCGUCAUGAGUAAUCCAAAUCAAAUCUCAGACGAUAAAGCGGUGUUUAUUGAUGCCAUAACUCAUAAAAAGAUUGGUUUUGGUGAUUUGAAGAGUGACACAAGAAGAUUUGCUGCAGGAUUGCAAGAUCAUCUUGGAUUCAAGCGUGGUGAUGUUUUAUGUAUUUAUUCACCAAAUCAGAUCGAUUAUGCAACCGUUGUAUUUGGAUGUUUGGCAGCUGGAGGAAAAGUGUCACCAGCCAAUUGUUCAUAUACUGCAAAAGAAUUGACAUAUCAAUUACUCGAUUCCGGAGCCACCGUUAUAAUUGCUCAUCCAGAUACCAUAUCAAAAGCAAUUGAAGCGUCUAUCAACGCAAAAAUUCCGGAAUCCAAUAUAUUUGUGUUCGGUGAUCAUGAAGUUAAUGGAAUUCAACCUUAUACCAGCUUACUUGGUAUACAUGAAGCAGAGCCUGUACGUUUUACACCGGAAGAAAUUAAAACCACUACCGCGUUCUUGUGUUACAGUUCUGGGACUACAGGGAGAAGUAAAGGUGUAGAAACAACGCAUUAUAAUUUUAUUGCUAAUCUUAUGCAGACUCGUGCUUUUGAAGGGGAUAAUGUCCAUAGUAGUCUUUGUUAUCUUGGAGUAUUGCCAUUCUACCAUAUGUAUGCUCUUAGUGUCAACCUACAUUUUGCUCUCCUUCUGGGAGCAACAACAAUCGUAAUUCAAAAAUUCGAUAUCAAAACGUUUUUCAAAGCGAUUCAAGAUUAUAAAGUUGAUAUUGCCCCUGUCGUGCCUCCAAUCUUGUUGCUCAUGGUGAAAAAUCCUGCAGAAUGUAAUCUAAAAUAUGUUAUGUGUGGUGCUGCUCCUCUAAGCAAAUCAUUGAGUGACGACUUUGACAGGAUAUAUCGAAUUCCUAUUAAACAAUUAUAUGGGCUUACCGAGACCUCACCAAUAUCCCAUAUUGGACCUCUUGAAAAACUUGUAAAUGGAUCUGUUGGGGUUCUUCUUCCGAAUAUUCAAGCAAAGAUCAUAUCUGAAAAUGGCCAUGAGCUUGGAUUUGAUCAACCUGGAGAAUUAUAUCUUCGUGGUCCAAUGGUCAUGAAAGGAUAUCUUAACAACAAGGAAGCUACCGAUAACUGCAUAGAUAAAGAUGGUUGGUUCCGUACAGGGGAUAUUGCUACAGUUGAUAAAGAUGCACCAGCAGAAUUAGAAUCUCUCCUUUUAACACAUCCUGCGAUAGCUGACGCUGCUGUAAUCGGUGUGUACUCGGAAAAAGAGGCCACAGAAUUGCCACGUGCAUAUGUCGUACCCCAAGGACAAGGGCCAACCAUAAAGUUGCAACAAGAAAUUUUACAAUUUGUCGCGAGUAGAGUUAGUUAUUUUAAAAGAUUAAAAGGUGGUGUAGUGUUCGUUGAUAAAAUUCCUAAAAGUUUAUCAGGAAAGAUAUUGAGGAGAAUGUUGAGGAACGGUAAAGGUUUUAACGUGCUUACUUUAGAAGAAUCAAAGAUAAAAGCACGUCUAUAA